CCCUUUCUCGCGUCGUCUCCUUCCUCCCCACACUCGUUCCUCUCUCCGAGCUCGUACCCCCUUUCUCCUAGGGUUAGGGUUAGGGUUAGGGUUGGGGUUCGCUCUCGAGCUUGGGCUCUGCUGGUGCUGCUUCUUGUAGGGUUUCGGUUGGUGGAUCGCGUCGUUGCGGCGGAGAUGUCGCUGAGGCCGAGCGAGAGGGCGGAGAUCCGCCGCAACAAGUACAAGGUGGCGGUGGACGCGGAGGAGGGGCGGCGGCGGAGGGAGGACAACAUGGUGGAGAUCCGCAAGAACCGCCGCGAGGAGAGCCUCCUGAAGAAGCGCCGCGAGGGCAUGCAGGCGCAGCAGAUGCAGCAACAGGCCUUCGCCCCGUCGAUCCACGCCUCCGCCCUCGAGAAGAAGUUGGAGAGCCUCCCGGCGAUGGUCGCUGGGGUUUAUUCCGACGAUAGUACUCUCCAGCUCGAGGCGACUACGCAAUUCCGCAAGCUACUAUCAAUAGAGCGAAGCCCUCCCAUUGAGGAGGUUAUUGCAUCUGGCGUGGUUCCCCGCUUCGUGGAGUUUCUCACUAGAGAGGAUUAUCCCCAACUUCAAUUUGAAGCAGCUUGGGCGCUGACUAAUAUUGCGUCAGGGACCUCGGAGAACACUAAGGUUGUAAUUGAUCACGGUGCCGUCCCGAUUUUUGUAAAGCUAUUGAGUUCCCCGAGCGAUGACGUCCGAGAGCAGGCUGUGUGGGCCUUGGGAAAUGUUGCUGGUGAUUCCCCCAGAUGCCGAGACCUUGUUCUUGCCCACGGUGCCCUGUUUCCAUUGCUGCAACAGCUGAAUGAGCAUGCGAAGCUCUCGAUGCUGAGAAAUGCCACAUGGACUUUGUCAAACUUCUGUAGGGGAAAACCACAGCCAGCCUUUGAACAGGUUAAGCCCGCUCUUCCAGCACUUCAGCGCCUUAUCCACUCGAACGAUGAGGAAGUCCUCACCGAUGCUUGCUGGGCCCUUUCGUAUUUGUCUGAUGGUACCAACGACAAAAUCCAAGCUGUCAUUGAAGCUGGCGUCUGCCCACGUCUCGUGGAGCUUCUUCUGCAUCCUUCUCCUUCAGUGCUUAUUCCAGCUCUUCGAACUGUCGGUAAUAUCGUCACUGGGGAUGACAUACAAACACAGUGUGUGAUCGAUCAUCAGGCUCUUCAAUGCCUUUUGAAUCUCUUGACACAUAAUCAUAAGAAAAGCAUUAAGAAGGAAGCUUGCUGGACUAUAUCAAACAUCACAGCUGGAAAUAAGGAUCAGAUCCAGGCUGUGAUUGCUGCUGGUUUAAUUGGCCCUCUUGUGCACCUCCUCCAAACUGCUGAGUUUGAUAUCAAGAAAGAGGCAGCUUGGGCUAUUUCAAAUGCUACUUCCGGCGGCACACAUGACCAGAUAAAGUAUCUUGUUAGCCAGGGUUGCAUCAAGCCGCUCUGCGACCUUCUGGUGUGCCCGGACCCACGAAUUGUCACUGUUUGCCUAGAAGGCCUUGAGAACAUCUUGAAGGUCGGGGAGGCUGAGAAGAAUCUGGGCACGACAGGGGAUGUGAAUGUGUAUGCCCAGAUGAUCGAUGAGGCCGAGGGCCUAGAGAAGAUUGAGAAUUUACAGAGCCACGACAAUACGGAGAUUUAUGAAAAGGCCGUGAAGAUCCUCGAGACGUACUGGCUGGAGGAAGAGGAGGACGACACCGCUAUGCCCUCAAGUGGUGAUAAUAAUGGUGCUCAGCCUGGUGGGUUCCGUUUUGGGAGUGAGCAGGUCUCCGUUCCAUCUGGUGGAUUCAAGUUUGGUUGAAAGGUGGUCGAGGGAGACUGAAGCAGAGUGUGCCCCAGCUAGUUGCAUUAGGGGACCGAGUCAGAAAGUCAAAGUCGGGCAGAGUCUGUUGUUGUUGUGUCAUUGUUGGGUCCUGUCGGUCUGGUCUCGGAUGGGUUGUCCCAAAUAAAAAAGGAAGGAGGGUUCUUUUGGUCGCCUCUUUCGGUUCACGAGAAGGUGGAGAAGAUUGUUCGUCGGUCGCAGUCGAUCCCCAUCAAAGGUAUUUAAAGUUACCAGUCUUCUACCGCCUGUAUAGCAUGAGCUUUCCCCGUUUCUCCGAGGUUUAUAUGUUAUGAUAGGUUUGUUGUUGUUAUUAUGGUUUGUCACUUUUGUCGAAACGGUCUCAUGUUGUGACCUGGUAUAUCUAUGAUGUAGCUGUCACGAAAAAAAAUUGUCUUAUCAACAAACUUAGUAUGUAUUUUUAAGAAGAAAGGAAUCGAGAAUUUUAUUUUUGUCACAUCUUA
Messenger RNA from Ananas comosus (pineapple), 2279 nucleotides. RefSeq names its product importin subunit alpha-1b-like. The coding region runs from base 175 to 1797 and encodes 540 amino acids. NCBI's taxonomy places the organism in Eukaryota, Viridiplantae, Streptophyta, Magnoliopsida, Poales, Bromeliaceae. Gene Ontology annotation, cellular component: nucleus; cytoplasm. The record is from RefSeq and is a predicted model, not a curated record. Gene Ontology annotation, biological process: NLS-bearing protein import into nucleus. The transcript has 11 exons. Gene Ontology annotation, molecular function: protein binding; nuclear import signal receptor activity.